Molecule: messenger RNA, 2311 nt
Organism: Brassica napus (rape)
Lineage: Eukaryota; Viridiplantae; Streptophyta; Magnoliopsida; Brassicales; Brassicaceae
Exons: 7
Coding region: 1-1389 (462 amino acids)
Source: RefSeq, a predicted model, not a curated record
AUGAGGGUUGCGGAGUUGGUUCAACAGCCCGGUCGUGACCAUCUUCCGUAUCUCACUCCGUAUCCACAUGGACGGGGUCAAACAUGGUUCAACCGAUCCGGGAACGGGAUCAGCGCAUGGAUCAACCGUAUGAUGUACUCGGCCCUCGACAGUGGACAUCCGACUUUCACUCACUUCCCAACCGACAAGCAGGUUCUGUGGUUUCGUCAGUUUGCGCAAGAGUUCAACUGGAAUUCCGAUGAGACGCUCUUUAUCUAUCACCACUUCGUCCAUAAAGUAAUGGACAACUAUGGGAAGCAGAUCCACGAGUGGAAGAAGAAGUGGGAAAUCAAUAAGGUCCCAAAGUCGAUGAACGACACGGUCUGGAAGGAGUUGUGUGCGCAUUGGGAUAAGGAGGAGACGAAAGAAACUUCUUCCACCAACUCCACCAACCGCAGGAGCGACCGUAAAGGGAAGGGCAUCUACAAGCAUAACUUGGGUGCUCAAUCUAUUGCCACUCUCGGAGAUCGCAUGGCGGAAGAAAAUGAUGGCGAGCCGGUCGAUGAUCUCGCCCUAAUGAGGAGGGCGUAUACCAACAAGAAGACCGGCCAGAUUGAUGACGGUCUUGUGAGGGACGUGGUCGACCUGGUCCAAACUCAGGUGGUAGACGAAGUGUCUCAGCUUCAAACCGAGGAUGACGCUUCGACGGCUUCGACCAACUUGUCCCGGUUUCGAAUCAACGAAAUCGUUGAAUCCUCGGUUCCAAAGAAGAAGGGACGUUUGUUCGGUUUGGGUCGUCGCACCCGGUCGGUUCCUCCUUCUUCUGCACCACCGCCCUUUGUUGAUCCAGAAGUACUUACGGCUCAGUUGAAGGACAAAGAUGAUCGAAUAUCUUUGUUGGAGACCCAGAUGGCGGCUCAACAGGCGGGCUAUGAGGCACAGAGGAGGCUGAACCAGCAAAUGAUGGAGAUGAUGCAGAGGAUGUACCCGAACGAGGUGUUCCCGGACGUGCCAGACCCGGACAACUCCCUCGGAAAAUUCCGAGGAACGGAUCCCUCGGAAUAUACCGAGGGAACAGUUCCUCGGAAUAAACCGAGGAAAAAGUCCGUCGGUAUACUCCUAUCGAUCGAUGUAUAUAUGUCCAAACACGCAUCGAUCGAUGAACUUCCGAGGAAUUAUCCCGACGAAGUUCUACCUCGGUAUAUUCCGAGGACUUUUCCGACAAACAAGGGAUCCUCGGAAUUUCCUCGGAAAUUUAUUUCCUCGGAAUUCCGUCGGAAAAUUCCGAGGGAUUUCAGAGGAAAAAAGAAAUUCCGAGGAAUUAUUUCCGACGACGUGUUUCGUCGGAAUUUCGUCGGAAUAACGAUAUUCCGACGAAAUUCCGACGAUUUUUUCCCUCAGAAUCCUUGAUGUUUUCUUGUAGUGGUGUAUACACUUCUUAGGUAUGGCUAAGUUAAGAAUACUUAUGUAGGUAUGUUAUUAGUUGUCUUUGAGUAUAGGUUGUCAAGUUUCUAUUUCUAUCUCUCUCUACAUUGUUUCACAAAUAAGCACAUUAUAUUAUGCUAACAAAUACCUCCGCAGCUCUACUACAUAUAUCAGCAAUUCAAAAAGUAUAGGCAACCUAUGUUAUCCUCUCUAAACAUUAAAACUAAUAAAGAGAUUGUUAUGUACUCAUGAGUUCAUGCGACUACUGAUUUUCUAAUUAUAGUUAGUAUAAUUUUGGUUUACCAAUUUUUUUACACAAACUAUCAAAUAAGAGCAUGAGCAGCAGCGAACAGAUGAUUUCCGAUUUCCAAUGUUUUUUUUUUAUUAUUUUAAUUUUUUUUCGUUUGACUUAAAAUAAUAAUAAUAAUAAUAAUAUAAACUAACCUAUCGCGUGCCGUCACGUGUUAUGAAGCCCGCGAAACAGUAACGAGACGGUAUCACUCCGGCAAACCUGCACAAGCCGAGUUCAUUAAAAUCUGAUUAUUUUAAUAUUUUUUCGCCUCGAAAAUCAUGUGAACUUUACUCAUGAUAUUUCAAUGCGGAUGGUCUAACUUUGGAAAUCUAUACGAAAGUAACUCAAUCAUUUCAACGUACAAAUAAUGUCUAUAUGCGGGCAACGCAUACUCUUCUAUCCACUUCAAUAAAUAUCACUUCUCCAAGUGUAGAAGUUCCAAUAUCUGAUCAUUUGUCGCGAUUAUUCUAUUUUAAAUCGGGUAAACAUUGGAUCAUUGGAUUACAUGUGAUAUCAAGCCUCAGUUUUUUAGAAAAAAAAUGUAGAAAAGUUGUUUUUCCAUAUGCAAAAAGCACAAUGAUUAAUGAGCAGAUCACGUGCUUUCUAAUGAUUUGC